AUGAGCGCAAGCCAAGUGCCGUGGCCGCUCAUCGGCGGACUGGUGGGCGUCUUCGCCGUGAUUCUCCUCAUCGGCGCGUUUUACGUCGCGUACGCAGCCUGGAAAAAGAAGCGCGAAGGGCCCGAAGUCAGAUACUGCCACAAGACGAAUACAAAGAUCAUCCCUCCUGCGCCGACCAGCGAGCCAAAGAUCGUCAAAGGAGACAUUGAAGAUGCAGCCGAAGCGCUGCUGGCUCGUAAGAAAGAACCAGGGCCAUCCCAGUGCGACGAGUGUAACUGCUGCGACGAGGGGAAAUUGUGA
This is a messenger RNA of Oikopleura dioica, 300 nucleotides long. Lineage: Eukaryota; Metazoa; Chordata; Appendicularia; Copelata; Oikopleuridae. The record is from the annotation of a GenBank genome assembly.